AUGGUGGUUGAGCUUCCCUACAGCCUGUACACGCGGUACAAAUCAGUCGCUCUGGCAUGGACGAUUAUCAUCAUUCCCCCAAUAUUCAUCAACCUAGGGUUGUUUUAUGGACUCUGGUAUGGCCGUCCAGAAAUGGACCGCAUCGCGGUCCUCACCAUUCCAACAGCUGUGCUGGGAAUACUUACCAUCGUAGCGAUUGUUGAGAGGAUAUGGAAACUCACCCAACCCUCAUCUCAAUUUCGACCCCUCAAAUCUCCCCGCUAUGGUUUGGAUAUCUUCCAGUGGGGAUAUUUCGGAGCUUUGAUUACCAUCUCCUCACUCAUCAGCUCGACUCUAUUAAGAGAUGAUAACGAUCAUGACGGUCAUGAGUUUCAAAUCAGACUCUUGUCAAUGCCAGCUCCUGUCCUGAUGUACUUCCUGGCAACGCUGACAGCAUUAUCGUUAAUCGUGAAUAAAAUGGAACUCACAUUGCCAUUCCGAUUCGGCAGUAUGGAUGCAGGAACCGUGGUUCGACCCGCUAUCUACUAUAUCGUCGAGGAUGUUGUUGCAGUGGAUGGGAAUGGUGGAAUUGAGUACCGAGAAGCGUUUGGGGCACGAUACGAGAGUAGUUCUAUGUUUCAGGACAUGAUCAGAAUCUUGAGUAUCGUUUGGUGUCUGGCUUUCUAUGCUCUUGCCACAUGGUUCACGGUUUUGGUGUUCACUUUACCAGUCGUGGCUGUGUAUGCUGUGGGGUGGGCUGGGCCAUUUCCUUUUGCUGGUAUGCUGGCCGCGUGGACUAUUUACUACGUGAAGUCUUGCUUGAGAGAAGAGAGGGAGAUGGAGAGUGGUGGGUCUGAAGUCCAUGGCGGAAGACUAGGACAGGUUCAAAACGAACAGACACCACUUCUGAGCAGCAGAGUGUAA
Molecule: messenger RNA, 903 nt
Organism: Cadophora gregata
Lineage: Eukaryota; Fungi; Ascomycota; Leotiomycetes; Helotiales; Ploettnerulaceae
Exons: 2
Coding region: 1-903 (300 amino acids)
Source: RefSeq, a predicted model, not a curated record